Messenger RNA from Ananas comosus (pineapple), 1676 nucleotides. RefSeq names its product endoglucanase 1-like. Gene Ontology annotation, molecular function: hydrolase activity, hydrolyzing O-glycosyl compounds. The coding region runs from base 21 to 1508 and encodes 495 amino acids. The transcript has 8 exons. NCBI's taxonomy places the organism in Eukaryota, Viridiplantae, Streptophyta, Magnoliopsida, Poales, Bromeliaceae. The record is from RefSeq and is a predicted model, not a curated record. Gene Ontology annotation, biological process: carbohydrate metabolic process.
CAUAUACGCCUCUCGGGAUAAUGGAGAUGAUUAAGAUCACCAACUGCUUGUUGCUUGUUGCGUCCCUGCUCUUGAAGCUCCAUAGUUCUAAUGCUUCCUCGUCCUCUUUAGAUUACGCAGACGCCCUCGAGAAAUCGAUUCUUUUCUUCGAGGGCCAGCGGUCGGGCAAACUCCCCGCCGAUCAGCGAAUGACUUGGCGGGGCGACUCCGCGCUCUCCGACGGCUCCGCUAACCAUGUGGAUUUGGUGGGAGGAUAUUACGAUGCGGGGGACAACGUCAAGUUCGGCUUCCCGAUGGCCUUCACGACGACGAUGCUGGCGUGGAGUGUGAUCGAGUUCGGAGACAAGAUGCAGGGCCAGCUCGAUCACGCCAGAGCCGCCGUCCGGUGGGGCGCCGACUAUCUUCUAAAAGCCGCCACAGCAACUCCCAACACUCUAUAUGUUCAGGUUGCUGACCCGAAUAAGGAUCACCAAUGCUGGGAGAGGCCGGAGGACAUGGACACGCCCCGCGGAGUCUACAAGGUGACGAGCCAAAACCCCGGGUCCGAUGUCGCGGGAGAGACGGCCGCGGCAUUGGCGGCGUCCUCUAUUGUGUUCAGAGAUUGCGAUCCAGCUUACUCUCGGAAACUACUACAAACAGCCAUGAAAGUCUUUGAUUUCGCGGAUCGUUACCGGGGAGCGUACAGUGAUUCACUCAGCUCCGUCGUGUCUCCGUUCUACACCUCCUACUCCGGAUACCAAGAUGAGCUGCUGUGGGGAGCUGCAUGGCUGCACUGGGCGUCAGAUGACAUCUCUUACAUGUCGUACAUUCAGUCCAACGGCAACACUUUGGGGGCACAAGACGAUGACUACUCCUUCAGCUGGGACGAUAAGCGCAUCGGUACUAAAGUUCUUCUCGCCAAGGGUUUCCUGCAGAACAGGAUUGACUCACUGCAACUAUACAAGGCCCACUCAGACAACUACAUUUGCUCUUUGGUCCCUGGAUCAAACCGUUUCCAAUCCCAAUACACCCCAGGGGGGCUUCUUUACAAAGAAAGUGACAGCAACCUGCAGUAUGUGACUUCCACUACUUUUCUCCUCCUCACCUACGCCAAGUACCUGCAGGGCUCAAAUGGAGGAUCAGCCUCCUGCGGGAGUAGUACAAUCACUGCUGGAGACCUCAUUUCACUGGCUAAAAAGCAGGUGGAUUACAUACUGGGCCAGAAUCCGGCGAGGAUGUCGUACAUGGUCGGAUACGGCGCCCGGUAUCCGCUGCACGUCCACCACCGGGGUUCGUCGCUUCCCUCCGUCCACGCCAACCCCUCCCACAUCUCGUGCAACGACGGGUUCCGCUACUUGAACUCGGGCUCGCCGAACCCGAACGUGCUUGUUGGGGCCGUGCUAGGCGGGCCGGACAACAACGACCAGUUCUCCGACGACCGCAAUGACUACCAGCAGUCGGAGCCCGCGACGUACAUCAACGCGCCCCUCGUCGGAGCCCUCGCUUUCCUCGCGGGUGCUCCGGUGUAACAACUAUUAGGCUAAGCCUCGAGCUUUAUAUAUAUAAAUAUAAAAUAUAUUUAUAUGCAUGUGAUCGAUGCAUUUAUGAUGCAUGGUAGAGAGUGGGAUUUAGCAUUCUCAAGCUCCCCUGACCAUGUCAAGAUUUGAAGCAAUAUAUAUAUAGUGAAUGUUGUAUCA